This is a messenger RNA of Pelobates fuscus (common spadefoot toad), 7362 nucleotides long. RefSeq names its product pre-mRNA processing factor 8 (gene PRPF8). Gene Ontology annotation, cellular component: catalytic step 2 spliceosome; U5 snRNP. Gene Ontology annotation, biological process: mRNA splicing, via spliceosome; spliceosomal tri-snRNP complex assembly. NCBI's taxonomy places the organism in Eukaryota, Metazoa, Chordata, Amphibia, Anura, Pelobatidae. The coding region runs from base 114 to 7121 and encodes 2335 amino acids. Gene Ontology annotation, molecular function: protein binding; U1 snRNA binding; metallopeptidase activity. The record is from RefSeq and is a predicted model, not a curated record. The transcript is spliced from 43 exons.
CUUCCGGGUUAGUACUUGGAUCGUCUGCGGCGCGUUUGGCCGCCAUUGUGCUCCCGAGGUAGAAGCGGCCAGUGCUGGGGAGAGCGAUAGAUCCGGAAACAGUUUGAAACACCAUGGCCGGGGUGUUUCCAUACAGACCAGGGGGUGCCCCCAUGCCCGGCCCACCUGGUCUUCCUCCGGACUACAUGUCUGAAGAAAAACUACAGGAGAAAGCACGAAAAUGGCAGCAGCUACAAGCCAAGCGUUAUGCCGAGAAGAGAAAGUUUGGCUUUGUAGAUGCACAGAAGGAAGAUAUGCCCCCAGAACAUGUUCGUAAAAUCAUCCGUGACCAUGGUGACAUGACAAACAGAAAGUUCCGGCAUGAUAAACGAGUUUACCUUGGAGCUUUGAAGUACAUGCCACAUGCAGUCUUAAAAUUGCUGGAGAACAUGCCCAUGCCCUGGGAGCAGAUCCGGGAUGUACCUGUUCUGUAUCAUAUAACUGGUGCCAUCUCAUUUGUCAGUGAAAUUCCAUGGGUCAUUGAACCAGUCUAUAUAUCGCAGUGGGGAUCGAUGUGGAUUAUGAUGAGACGAGAGAAGAGAGAUCGUAGACACUUUAAGAGAAUGAGAUUUCCUCCCUUUGAUGAUGAGGAACCUCCACUAGAUUAUGCUGAUAACAUCCUUGAUGUUGAGCCGCUGGAAGCAAUUCAGUUGGAGCUGGAUAACGAGGAAGAUGCUCCUGUCAUGGACUGGUUCUAUGACCAUCAACCUCUAAGAGACAACAGAAAGUAUGUGAACGGGUCUACAUACCAGCGAUGGCAGUUUACUCUUCCAAUGAUGUCCACAUUGUAUCGACUAGCCAAUCAGCUGCUCACAGAUCUGGUGGAUGAUAACUACUUUUACCUGUUUGAUUUGAAGGCCUUCUUCACCUCCAAGGCUUUGAACAUGGCAAUUCCUGGUGGACCAAAAUUUGAGCCGUUGGUUCGCGACAUUAACUUGCAGGAUGAAGACUGGAAUGAAUUCAAUGAUAUCAAUAAAAUUAUUAUCAGACAGCCAAUCAGAACAGAGUACAAGAUUGCAUUCCCUUAUCUGUACAACAACCUUCCUCACCAUGUGCACCUAACAUGGUAUCACACCCCAAAUGUAGUUUUCAUUAAAACAGAAGAUCCUGAUCUGCCAGCUUUCUAUUUUGAUCCAUUGAUCAAUCCCAUUUCUCACAGACACUCUGUAAAGAGUCAAGAGCCACUGCCAGAUGAUGAUGAAGAGUUUGAAUUGCCAGAAUAUGUGGAGCCCUUCCUUAAGGACACACCGCUGUACAGUGACAAUACAGCUAAUGGUAUUGCUUUGCUCUGGGCACCACGUCCCUUCAACCUAAGAUCUGGCAGGACACGAAGAGCUGUUGAUAUACCUCUGGUGAAGAACUGGUAUCGAGAACAUUGUCCCGCGGGCCAGCCUGUUAAAGUUCGAGUCUCCUACCAAAAGUUGCUGAAAUACUAUGUGCUCAAUGCACUUAAGCAUAGACCACCAAAGGCUCAAAAGAAGAGGUAUCUCUUCCGUUCAUUCAAAGCUACAAAAUUCUUCCAAUCGACCAAGCUGGACUGGGUAGAAGUUGGUCUGCAAGUUUGCCGGCAGGGAUACAACAUGCUGAAUUUGCUAAUUCACAGAAAGAACCUAAACUAUCUUCACUUGGAUUAUAAUUUCAACUUGAAACCAGUGAAAACGCUGACCACAAAGGAACGUAAGAAAUCUCGGUUUGGAAAUGCCUUCCAUCUUUGUCGAGAAGUUCUUCGUUUGACUAAACUGGUUGUGGACAGCCAUGUGCAGUACAGAUUGGGAAACGUUGAUGCAUUUCAGUUGUCAGAUGGCUUGCAGUACAUCUUUGCUCACGUGGGACAGCUUACUGGAAUGUAUAGAUAUAAAUACAAACUCAUGAGACAAAUCCGAAUGUGCAAAGACUUGAAACAUCUCAUAUACUACAGGUUCAACACAGGGCCAGUUGGUAAAGGACCUGGAUGUGGCUUUUGGGCGGCAGGAUGGAGAGUCUGGCUCUUCUUUAUGCGUGGAAUUACCCCUUUGCUAGAAAGAUGGCUUGGAAAUUUGCUGGCCAGACAGUUUGAAGGUCGUCAUUCCAAGGGUGUAGCAAAAACUGUGACAAAGCAGAGAGUGGAGUCUCACUUUGACCUUGAGCUCAGGGCAGCCGUUAUGCAUGACAUUUUGGAUAUGAUGCCAGAAGGCAUUAAGCAAAACAAGGCCCGUACCAUCCUGCAACAUUUGAGUGAAGCAUGGAGAUGCUGGAAGGCGAAUAUUCCUUGGAAGGUACCUGGUCUUCCAACUCCCAUUGAAAACAUGAUUCUCCGCUAUGUAAAGGCAAAAGCUGACUGGUGGACAAAUACUGCACAUUACAACAGAGAGCGUAUUCGACGUGGAGCCACUGUGGACAAAACUGUGUGUAAGAAGAAUUUGGGACGUCUAACCCGUCUAUAUCUGAAAGCAGAGCAGGAGAGACAGCACAACUACCUAAAGGAUGGACCUUACAUCACAGCAGAAGAGGCGGUUGCUGUGUAUACAACCACUGUGCACUGGCUGGAGAGCAGGAGAUUCUCCCCUAUCCCAUUUCCUCCUCUCUCUUACAAACACGAUACUAAACUACUUAUUCUAGCUUUGGAGAGACUGAAGGAAGCAUACAGUGUGAAGUCCCGUUUAAAUCAAUCACAGAGGGAAGAGUUGGGUUUAAUUGAACAAGCUUAUGACAAUCCUCACGAAGCCCUGUCCAGGAUCAAGCGUCACUUGCUCACUCAAAGAGCAUUCAAGGAGGUGGGAAUUGAGUUCAUGGAUCUCUACAGUCAUUUGGUCCCAGUUUACGACGUAGAACCUCUGGAAAAGAUCACUGAUGCCUAUUUAGAUCAAUACUUGUGGUAUGAAGCGGACAAGAGACGACUGUUUCCUCCAUGGAUCAAACCUGCAGAUACAGAGCCGCCUCCUUUGCUGGUGUAUAAGUGGUGUCAAGGUAUAAACAACCUGCAAGAUGUAUGGGACACCACUGAAGGGGAAUGCAAUGUGAUGCUUGAGUCCCGCUUUGAGAAGAUGUAUGAGAAGAUUGAUUUGACUCUGCUGAAUCGUCUCCUACGUCUCAUCGUUGAUCACAACAUUGCUGAUUACAUGACAGCCAAAAAUAACGUGGUGAUAAACUACAAGGAUAUGAAUCACACAAAUUCCUAUGGAAUCAUCCGUGGACUACAGUUUGCUUCCUUUAUUGUUCAAUACUAUGGGCUGGUUAUGGAUCUUUUGGUACUUGGAUUACACAGAGCCAGCGAAAUGGCUGGGCCACCACAAAUGCCAAAUGACUUUCUUAGUUUCCAGGAUGUGGCCACAGAGGCUGCUCACCCAAUCAGACUGUACUGCAGAUACAUUGAUCGUAUUCACAUCUUUUUCAGAUUUUCAGCUGAUGAAGCUCGGGAUCUUAUCCAGAGAUACCUUACAGAGCAUCCAGAUCCCAAUAAUGAGAACAUUGUGGGCUACAACAAUAAAAAGUGUUGGCCAAGAGAUGCCAGAAUGCGUCUCAUGAAACACGAUGUCAACCUUGGAAGAGCUGUAUUUUGGGACAUCAAAAACCGCUUGCCUCGUUCAGUCACAACUGUACAAUGGGAAAACAGCUUUGUGUCUGUGUACAGCAAAGAUAAUCCCAAUCUGCUUUUCAACAUGUGUGGCUUUGAAUGUCGCAUUCUUCCCAAAUGUCGCACUAGCUAUGAAGAAUUUACACACAAGGAUGGUGUCUGGAAUCUGCAAAAUGAGGUGACAAAAGAGCGCACUGCUCAGUGCUUCCUGAGAGUGGAUGACGAAUCCAUGCAGCGAUUCCACAACAGAGUCCGUCAGAUUCUUAUGGCCUCUGGUUCAACUACAUUUACCAAGAUUGUGAACAAGUGGAAUACUGCACUGAUUGGUCUGAUGACGUAUUUCCGUGAAGCUGUGGUAAACACACAAGAACUACUUGAUCUGUUGGUGAAAUGUGAAAAUAAGAUCCAAACAAGAAUAAAAAUUGGACUGAACUCCAAAAUGCCCAGCAGAUUUCCACCUGUUGUCUUCUACACCCCUAAGGAACUGGGAGGCUUGGGAAUGCUGUCCAUGGGACAUGUGCUUAUCCCACAGUCAGAUCUCAGGUGGUCAAAGCAGACCGAUGUUGGCAUUACCCAUUUCCGUUCUGGCAUGAGUCACGAGGAGGAUCAGCUGAUUCCUAACUUGUACCGUUACAUCCAGCCAUGGGAAAGUGAAUUCAUUGACUCUCAACGAGUCUGGGCUGAAUAUGCCCUAAAGAGGCAAGAGGCUAUUGCCCAAAACAGACGUCUAACUCUGGAAGAUUUGGAGGAUUCUUGGGAUAGAGGUAUUCCACGUAUUAACACUCUGUUCCAGAAGGACAGACAUACCUUGGCGUAUGACAAAGGCUGGAGAGUUCGUACAGAUUUCAAACAGUACCAGGUACUAAAACAGAAUCCAUUCUGGUGGACACAUCAGCGCCAUGACGGAAAGUUAUGGAAUCUGAAUAAUUACCGAACAGAUAUGAUCCAGGCUCUUGGUGGAGUUGAGGGAAUUUUGGAGCACACCCUUUUCAAAGGCACAUACUUUCCUACUUGGGAGGGUCUUUUCUGGGAAAAAGCUAGCGGCUUUGAAGAAUCUAUGAAGUGGAAAAAGCUGACUAAUGCUCAGAGGUCUGGUCUGAACCAGAUUCCUAACAGAAGAUUCACUCUCUGGUGGUCUCCCACAAUCAACAGAGCAAAUGUGUAUGUUGGAUUCCAGGUGCAAUUGGAUUUGACUGGUAUUUUCAUGCACGGCAAGAUUCCAACAUUAAAGAUCUCCUUGAUUCAGAUCUUCAGGGCCCACUUGUGGCAAAAAAUUCAUGAGAGCAUUGUCAUGGAUUUGUGUCAGGUAUUUGACCAGGAACUGGAUGCUCUUGAGAUUGAGACUGUUCAGAAGGAGACCAUCCACCCCAGGAAAUCCUAUAAGAUGAAUUCAUCUUGUGCAGAUAUCCUGCUCUUUGCAUCCUAUAAAUGGAAUGUGUCCAGACCUUCCCUGCUUGCCGAUUCGAAGGAUGUCAUGGACAGCACCACCACCCAGAAGUACUGGAUUGAUAUUCAGUUAAGAUGGGGAGACUACGAUUCUCAUGAUAUUGAGCGAUAUGCCAGAGCCAAGUUCCUGGACUAUACUACUGAUAACAUGAGUAUCUACCCAUCACCUACUGGUGUUCUCAUUGCUAUUGACCUGGCUUACAAUCUGCACAGUGCCUAUGGAAACUGGUUCCCUGGUGGUAAGCCUCUAAUACAGCAAGCUAUGGCAAAGAUCAUGAAAGCAAACCCUGCUCUGUAUGUACUGCGUGAGCGUAUCCGUAAGGGAUUACAACUAUACUCCUCAGAGCCCACUGAGCCUUACCUGUCCUCCCAGAACUACGGAGAGCUCUUCUCCAACCAGAUCAUCUGGUUUGUGGAUGACACAAAUGUGUACAGAGUGACCAUCCACAAGACUUUUGAAGGGAACUUGACAACAAAGCCAAUCAAUGGAGCCAUUUUCAUCUUUAACCCCAGGACUGGACAGCUCUUCCUGAAAAUCAUUCACACAUCUGUGUGGGCAGGACAAAAGCGUUUGGGUCAGCUGGCAAAAUGGAAAACUGCAGAAGAAGUGGCUGCUUUGAUUCGAUCACUGCCUGUGGAGGAACAGCCAAAGCAAAUUAUUGUUACAAGAAAAGGAAUGUUGGAUCCUCUUGAGGUCCAUUUGCUGGAUUUCCCUAACAUUGUAAUCAAAGGAUCUGAGCUGCAGCUGCCUUUCCAGGCAUGUCUGAAGGUGGAGAAGUUUGGAGAUCUGAUUCUGAAGGCUACAGAGCCUCAGAUGGUUCUCUUCAAUCUCUAUGAUGACUGGCUGAAGACCAUUUCUUCAUACACGGCAUUCUCUCGUUUGAUUUUAAUUUUGAGAGCCUUGCAUGUCAAUAAUGACCGGGCAAAGGUCAUUCUAAAACCAGACAAAACUACAAUCACAGAACCCCAUCACAUCUGGCCCACACUAACCGACGAAGAAUGGAUUAAGGUUGAAGUGCAACUGAAGGAUCUGAUUUUGGCUGAUUAUGGCAAGAAAAAUAAUGUGAACGUGGCUUCCCUAACACAGUCUGAGAUCAGAGAUAUUAUAUUGGGUAUGGAAAUUUCAGCCCCAUCCCAGCAGAGACAGCAGAUUGCAGAGAUUGAAAAGCAGACUAAGGAACAGUCUCAGCUCACUGCUACACAGACUCGUACUGUCAACAAACACGGAGAUGAGAUAAUCACAUCCACAACCAGCAACUACGAAACACAGACCUUCUCAUCCAAGACAGAAUGGCGUGUCAGGGCGAUAUCUGCAGCUAACCUUCACCUGAGAACCAAUCACAUUUAUGUGUCUUCUGAUGAUAUUAAAGAGACAGGGUACACCUAUAUAUUGCCCAAGAAUGUCCUGAAGAAGUUCAUUUGCAUUUCUGAUCUUCGCGCUCAGAUUGCGGGGUAUCUGUAUGGUGUGAGCCCACCUGAUAACCCUCAAGUAAAGGAAAUCCGGUGUAUUGUUAUGGUGCCACAAUGGGGUACACAUCAAACUGUACAUCUGCCCAACCAAUUGCCACAGCAUGAGUAUCUAAAGGAAAUGGAGCCUUUGGGAUGGGUUCACACUCAGCCAAAUGAGUCUCCACAGCUAUCACCUCAAGACGUCACCACUCAUGCCAAGAUCAUGGCAGAUAAUCCAGCAUGGGAUGGAGAAAAAACUAUAAUUAUCACGUGCAGUUUUACACCAGGCUCCUGCACACUGACUGCCUAUAAACUGACACCCAGCGGGUAUGAGUGGGGUAGACAGAAUACAGACAAAGGGAACAAUCCCAAAGGUUACCUGCCUUCUCAUUAUGAAAGAGUUCAGAUGCUGCUUUCUGAUCGCUUCCUUGGAUUCUUCAUGGUGCCAGGACAGUCAUCUUGGAACUACAACUUCAUGGGUGUAAGGCAUGAUCCAAACAUGAAAUAUGAGUUGCAGCUUGCCAACCCUAAGGAGUUUUACCAUGAAGUUCACCGCCCAUCGCACUUUCUGAAUUUUGCCCUGUUGCAGGAGGGUGAGGUGUAUUCGGCUGACCGUGAAGAUCUAUACCAGUAAAUCCUGUACAUAAACACUUCUGUGGAUGACUGUUGAUAUUCAACAUAAAAAGGCUUUUAAGCAUUUGUUUAGAAUCCUUCUGCUAUAAUAGUGUCUUUUUGCAGCAAUUUGUUUUUCUGUGUCCUUGUUCACUUUUUCUUUUAUCUAAUUUUGCUGCAGCCAUGUAGAAAUUCAAUACAGUUUCUCAAUAUCUGAAGAAGAUAUUGUGUGUGUUAACGAUGUCGAUCCAAUAAAUGUUUUU